Messenger RNA from Mangifera indica (mango), 1701 nucleotides. Its product is annotated as vacuolar cation/proton exchanger 3-like. Bases 55 to 1392 code for a protein of 445 amino acids. Gene Ontology annotation, molecular function: calcium:proton antiporter activity. Gene Ontology annotation, biological process: calcium ion transmembrane transport; intracellular calcium ion homeostasis. The record is from RefSeq and is a predicted model, not a curated record. Gene Ontology annotation, cellular component: plant-type vacuole membrane. The transcript is spliced from 11 exons. NCBI's taxonomy places the organism in Eukaryota, Viridiplantae, Streptophyta, Magnoliopsida, Sapindales, Anacardiaceae.
AUUUUCUCUUGGUAUUUCUAGAGAAAUAGAAGCCUAGCUGAUAUUAUUAUUACAAUGGCUGAUGAUCAGUACUCUCAAGAAGUCUGCAACUUGGAAAAUGGCGAGGGGAAUAAGGGCUCUGGAAAGGAGAUUUGGAAUGUAAAGUCACCUCAAACUAUGUCAUCUUCCAUGUUGCGGAAGAAAUCCGAUCCAAUGCUUGUGUCAAAUGUUAGGUUCAAUUUGCUUAGACAAUUUUUGGCCAAUUUGCAAGAGGUUUUUCUUGGUACCAAGCUUGCUGUGCUCUUCCCUGCGAUUCCUCUUGCUGUAGUUGCAGACUUUUAUAAGUUUGGAAGACCUUGGAUAUUUGCUUUGAGUUUACUUGGACUCGCCCCUCUUGCAGAGCGUGUCAGCUUCCUCACUGAGCAAAUUGCAUACUUCACAGGUCCAACAGUUGGGGGGCUUCUUAAUGCAACGUGUGGCAAUGCAACAGAGCUGAUAAUAGCAAUGUUUGCUCUUCACCAGAACAAAAUAAAUGUUGUUAAAUAUUCCCUCUUGGGUUCCAUCCUCUCUAAUCUCCUUCUUGUUCUUGGAACCUCUCUUCUCUGUGGAGGCUUGUCUAACCUGAAAAAGGAGCAAAGAUAUGAUCGAAAGCAGGCUGAUGUGAAUUCGCUUCUUCUGUUGCUGGGGUUUCUGUGUCACAUGUUGCCAUUGAUGUUCAGAUAUUCUGCACCACCAGGCAGUUUCACCGCCAACUCAACCCUUCAGUUAUCAAGAGCAAGCAGCAUUGUUAUGCUUGUGGCCUAUGUUUCAUAUAUCGUCUUCCAGCUGAAAACUCAUAGGCAGCUCUUCGAAUCUCAAGAGGAAGAAGAAGAAGAGGAGAAGGCAGUGAUUGGACUUUGGAGUGCGUUUAUUUGGCUGGUUGCUAUGACAGCUAUAAUUGCUGUGUUAUCAGAGUAUGUUGUGGGCACAAUUGAGGCUUCUUCGGAAUCUUGGGGCAUUUCUGUUAGUUUCAUCAGCAUAAUAUUGCUUCCAAUUGUGGGCAAUGCUGCCGAACAUGCAGGAUCACUCAUAUUUGCUUGCAAAAACAAGCUGGACAUCUCUUUGGGUGUUGCUCUAGGAUCUGCUUCUCAAAUUUCUAUGUUUGUGGUUCCUUUAUGUGUCCUCGUUGCUUGGAUCAUGGGAGUGCACAUGGAUCUUGAUUUCAGUCUCCUUGAAACUGGUUGUCUUGCCUUUGCAAUUAUAAUUACAGCCUUCACUUUACAGGAUGGAACUUCUCAUUACAUGAAAGGAGUGACUCUCUUCCUCUGUUACAUUGCCAUUGCUGCCUGUUUUUUUGUUCACAAAAUUCCGAAAAAAGGUGAAAACUUGGACAACUUGGGAGGUAAACUGUCCGUCGGAUUCAUCGCAGCAUAGGGUUUAUGCCCCAAAUCGGAAGAUAAUCCUUUGGUUAAUUUAUCACGUCAUGUCCUCUGGCACAUUGACUUGGAGAAGGAGUGGUAAAAUGUUUGUGCAUAAAUCUUUCUCCAAUGCCUUGAAUUUGUGAUAAUGUAUUUGCUUCUAAUUUCGUCAAAGUUUGGCAGAGGGGCGUCCGAAUUUUUUGUGUGGGAUAGUGUUGUGUUGUGUUGUGCACGUAUCUUAGUUCUAGUUGUCAUUGCUGUGCUGUUGAGCGGGCCAUGUAAUGAUCACUGAAUAAAAAACUCUUGCAUUUGGGAGUUUAUCCAA